GAUCCUGCGGGUCGCUCUGGGCAAACACAACCUGAAGAAGCGGGAGGCCACCCAGCAGGUGCUGCGCGUGGCCCGCCAGGUGCCCCAUCCCCAGUACAACCCCCGGACCCACGACAACGACCUGAUGCUGCUGAGGCUGGAGCGGCCGGCCCGGCUGGGGAGCGCGGUCAGGCCCAUCCCCGUGGCCCGGACCUGCGCCGGCCCACAGACACCCUGCCGCGUGUCCGGCUGGGGCACCACGUCCAGCCCCAUCGCCAGGUACCCCAAUGCUCUGCAGUGCGUGAACAUCAGCAUCACCUCCCGGCAGCAAUGUCAGCAGGCCUACUCCGGCGCCAUCACCGACGGCAUGGUCUGUGCGGGAACCCCGGAAGGCGGGAAGGACUCUUGUCAGGGAGACUCCGGAGGACCCCUGGUGUGCCACGGGAAACUCCAGGGCCUGGUGUCCUGGGGGAUGGAGCGCUGUGCCCUGCCUGGCUACCCCGGAGUCUACACCAACCUCUGCAAGUACUACGACUGGAUCCAGCAAACCAUUCUGGGCGCGUGAUCACCAGUGUGAGGGAAUAUGGAUGCCCAUCUGCUGCCCAGACCUGCUCUCUCCA
Molecule: messenger RNA, 599 nt
Organism: Myotis lucifugus (little brown bat)
Lineage: Eukaryota; Metazoa; Chordata; Mammalia; Chiroptera; Vespertilionidae
Product: kallikrein-14-like
Exons: 3
Biological process (GO): epidermis morphogenesis; seminal clot liquefaction; proteolysis
Molecular function (GO): serine-type endopeptidase activity
Source: RefSeq, a predicted model, not a curated record